AUGACUGAUUACAAGAAGACAGCAAUCUUGUCCGUUUACGAUAAGACCGGUUUGUUGGACCUGGCUAAAGGUUUGGCCGAGAACAAUGUCCGUAUCCUUGCUUCUGGUGGUACGGCCCGUAUGGUUCGUGAAGCCGGCUUCCCCGUGGACGACGUCUCGUCCAUUACGCAUGCUCCUGAGAUGCUGGGUGGGAGAGUGAAGACGUUACAUCCAGCAGUCCAUGGUGGUAUAUUGGCUAGAAAUCUGGAGAGUGAUGAAGAAGAUUUGAAGAAGCAAAAUAUCGAUAAGGUAGACUUCGUGGUUUGUAACUUGUAUCCUUUCAAGGAAACCGUUGCUAAGGUGGGCGUCACUGUGGCGGAAGCCGUGGAGGAGAUUGAUAUUGGUGGUGUGACGCUUUUGAGAGCCGCUGCCAAGAACCAUGCCAGAGUGACCAUCCUGUCCGAUCCGCUUGAUUACUCCACUUUCCUUUCUGAGUUGAGCCAGGAUGGCGAAAUUUCGCAGGAAUUGAGAAACAGAUUGGCUUUGAAGGCAUUUGAACACACUGCUGAUUAUGACGCAGCCAUCUCUGAUUUCUUCAGAAAACAGUAUUCCGAAGGUGUGGCUCAAUUGCCGCUACGUUACGGUGCUAACCCACAUCAAAAGCCAGCUCAGGCUUAUGUCUCUCAGCAGGAUAGCUUACCUUUCAAGGUUCUUUCAGGCUCUCCUGGCUACAUCAACCUCUUGGACGCUUUGAACUCUUGGCCUUUGGUUAAGGAAUUGUCGGCCUCUUUGAACUUGCCAGCUGCCGCUUCUUUCAAGCAUGUCUCCCCAGCUGGUGCUGCCGUGGGUGUCCCAUUGUCGGAUGUGGAGAAGCAAGUUUACUUCGUCUCUGAUAUCGAGAACUUGUCACCAUUGGCAGCUGCUUACGCCAGGGCUCGUGGUGCUGAUAGAAUGUCCUCAUUCGGCGACUGGAUCGCUCUAUCCAACAUUGUCGAUAUCCCAACCGCCAAGAUCAUCUCUAGAGAAGUCUCCGAUGGUAUCAUCGCUCCAGGCUUCGAACCAGAAGCUUUGGAAAUCCUGAAGAAGAAGAAAGGUGGCAAGUACUGUGUCUUGCAGAUCGAUCCAAACUACAUCCCAGAAUCGAUAGAGACAAGGCAGGUCUACGGGGUCAACUUGCAACAGAAGAGAAACGACGCAAUCAUCAACAAAUCUUCCUUCCGCGAAAUCGUCUCUGCUAACAAAAACUUGACUGAACAAGCCGUAAUUGACUUGACUGUGGCUACCAUCGCUCUUAAGUACACUCAAUCCAACUCUGUUUGUUACGCAAAGAAUGGUAUGGUGAUCGGCUUGGGUGCUGGUCAACAAUCUAGAAUUCACUGUACAAGAUUGGCUGGUGAUAAAGCUGAUAACUGGUGGUUCAGACAACAUCCAAGAGUCUUGGGCAUCAAAUGGGCUAAGGGCGUUAAGAGACCAGAAAAAUCAAACGCUAUUGAUUUGUUUGUCACUGGUCAAAUCCCAACCGAAGAACCAGAGAAGUCCGAAUACGAAUCCAAAUUCGAAGAGAUCCCGGCUCCUUUCACCCCAGAAGAGAGAAAGGAGUGGUCUUCCAAAUUGACCAACGUUUCAUUGUCCUCUGACGCUUUUUUCCCAUUCCCAGACAACGUCUACAGAGCCGUUAGAUCUGGUGUUAAAUACAUUGCUGCUCCUUCUGGCUCUGUCAUGGACAAGGCUGUCUUUAGCGCUGCGGAUUCCUUCAAUCUAGUCUACGUGGAGAAUCCAAUUCGUUUGUUCCACCAUUGA
Messenger RNA from Torulaspora globosa, 1779 nucleotides. RefSeq names its product bifunctional phosphoribosylaminoimidazolecarboxamide formyltransferase/IMP cyclohydrolase ADE17 (gene ADE17). Gene Ontology annotation, biological process: 'de novo' IMP biosynthetic process. NCBI's taxonomy places the organism in Eukaryota, Fungi, Ascomycota, Saccharomycetes, Saccharomycetales, Saccharomycetaceae. The transcript has a single exon. The record is from RefSeq and is a predicted model, not a curated record. Gene Ontology annotation, molecular function: phosphoribosylaminoimidazolecarboxamide formyltransferase activity; IMP cyclohydrolase activity. Gene Ontology annotation, cellular component: cytosol. Bases 1 to 1779 code for a protein of 592 amino acids.